Messenger RNA from Geodia barretti, 714 nucleotides. Lineage: Eukaryota; Metazoa; Porifera; Demospongiae; Tetractinellida; Geodiidae. The record is from the annotation of a GenBank genome assembly.
AUGGCGGCAAGUGAACAGCCCACACCAGUCGAGCGGACAGACGGCUUCGUUAAGAUAGGCGUGAGAGAAGUUAGAACCAUACCUUUGCCGGACGGUGACACCGGAGAAGGACUGGCCCUGCAUACCGACCGAGGCGAAAUCCCCGCAGUCCUGCACCGGGCCCCUGACUCGACGAAGGGCGUCAUCUGGGUCUGCGGCGCAAGAGGUGGAUUUGGCGGCCCGGGCCCGGGCCUGUACGACCAACUGGCCCAGAAGUUAACCGCGCAGGGCAUUUCCUCGCUCAGAAUGGACUACCGCAUGCCCAAUCUUCUUCCCGAAUGCGCCAUGGAUCUCAUGGCCGGCGUCACCUACCUCGAAGACACCGGACAUGGCCCUGUAAUCAUAGUAGGGCACUCCUUCGGGGGAGCGGUAGUAAUCGCGGCAGGAGCAGUGACCAGGCAUGUCGCCGGAGUCGUUUCCCUGUCACCUCAGACCUACGGCGCCAACAUGGCCCGUCUGAUAUCUCCACGGCCGCUGCUGAUUGUCCAUGGCAAGGCUGACACCCGCUUGCCCUACUCAUGCGGCCAGCAGAUUUACGACUGGGCCGACGAACCCAAGCAGCUUGUCCUGUACGAAGGCGCCGAGCACCGCCUGGAAGAGUGCCGGGACGAGUUAGGCGCUCUGCUUACCCAGUGGAUACCGGCGGUUCUUGAUGGAGAGCCGCCCACCCUGUAA